Messenger RNA from Drosophila persimilis, 1074 nucleotides. RefSeq lists its product as uncharacterized. The record is from RefSeq and is a predicted model, not a curated record. Lineage: Eukaryota; Metazoa; Arthropoda; Insecta; Diptera; Drosophilidae. The transcript has 2 exons. Gene Ontology annotation, molecular function: DNA binding. Bases 25 to 984 code for a protein of 319 amino acids.
AAGAAUAAUUUGAUUAAUUUAACAAUGAAACGGAAAACAAGCGAGAUUUGGUGCUUUUUCCGAGCGGUGGACGACACAUUUGCCCUUUGCAACAUCUGCAAAGCCAAGCUCUCUUACAAAACAACCACCACCAAUUUAAGCAAACAUAUGAAUAGAAUGCAUCCGACAUCAUCGCUGUCCCAAAGUCAUAAAUAUAAAUAUAAAUAUCAAUCACAGUCAAGUGUUGUUGAUCGGAAUAAGGGAAAGCCACGAAACCCCGCUCAGGAAGUAGUCUUGCUAGACUUUGUGAAGAAGCAUCCUCGAUUGCUACAACUCCCUUCUUGGGAAACACGUAAUGCCGCAGAAUCUUUAUGGGAACAACUGGCAUUAGAGUUGAACAGAAAUGGCCCACCACGAAAAGAUGUGGCUACAUGGAAGAAGGCGUUGAAAGACUGGAAAAGGUUCAUUCUUAAGAAAGUGGAGAAAAACGAAUUGCUUAAUCUGCCUUUUGAAACGAGCCUCAGUUCUUCUGAGGAAACUAUAGCAACGCUAUGUCGUAUACACGAUGAUGUUAGUCAAUUGAUUUUGAAAGUACCAGACGAUGAUGACAUGCAUGAUAACUCAAAUACCGAAUAUGAUGUGGAAGAUGUGGUGCCAGAGGAGGAUCCCAGCGCCUUGCACAGUGCAUCCGAAUACAUCUAUGAGCCAGAGGAUUGCAAGAUCGAUAUAGACCCGCUUUACCUGCAAGCAGGCAAAAAAGCAACAGUGACAGGAAGAACAACCGAAGAGCACAGCUUGCUGGAAAAAUUAAGCAGCAGCAUUGGUUUGGUCAACGACGCCACCAACAGUGUCCAUCUGGCGCUCAGUGAGUUUUGCGGUAUGUUAAAGGAAAAAUUGUUAGAAGAUAAACGUCACCACUUAGCGAUGGAACAGUUGACGGCGGAAAAAAUUGAGUUAAAAAAAAAGCUUCUAGAAAUUGAGCAGAAGAAACUUUCACUAAAAUGACUGGACUUGUAAUAAAUUGAUAGUAUACUAAAGAAAUAGAUUGUAUAAAACUGUUAAGUGAUUUUGAAUUAAGACCCCAUUUAAAUGAAA